CGACAGUAUUAACAAUGAUGGUGGCUUCAAGCAUCUUUGAGCUCCAAUACAUCUCAAUGUUUGUCCUCAUAUGGCUAAUCUCUGUCCUGAUUUUCUUCACCCUCUUCUUCAAGAAACCCAAGGAAUCGUUCCGACCCGUUCGUCUUCCACCGAGUCCACCGAGUCUACCCAUCAUCGGUCACCUUCAUCUUCUUCCUUACAUCGCCUCUCACAAAUCCCUUCAAAAGCUUUCUUCAAGGCACGGGCCUAUCCUCUCUAUCCACGCCUUCAAAAUGCCCAUAGUCGUCGUGUCCUCCGCCUCCGUGGCCUACGACGUGUACAGGACGCAGGACGUGAACUUCUCGUCCCGUCAUCCCUUCGCCAUCGAAAACUCCAUAGUCUUCGGCCCUUACGGAUUCAUCACGGCCCCGUACGGAGAUUACUGGAGGUUCAUGAAGAAGAUGGUCAUGGCGGAGAUGCUUGGGCAGCUUCAUCUUGAGAGAUCCCGUCACUUGCGUGGCGAAGAGCUGAAGAAGUUUUGCGUUAACUUGUUGGACAAGGCGAAGAGGGACGAGCCCAUCAGGGUGUCCGAGGAGAUGAUGAAACUCACCAGCAACAACAUAUGGAGGAUGACUGUGGGGAAUAGGUUUUCGGAGGAAGGAGGUCGAGUCAGGGAAUUGGUUUCCCGGUCCCUUGAUAUGUCGAAGAAGUUGAUCAUAGAAAACGCUCUCCGCCCGCUUAGGAGAUUCGGGAUUUCGUUCUGCGAGAACCAAAUCUUGGAUAUCUCGCGAAGAUUCGAUGAACUGCUGGAGAAAUAUCUAAGAGACCAUGAAGAGAAUCCGAACAGAGAGGAUAAGGACAUGAUGGAUAUUGUGUUGGAAGCUUAUCACGACGAAAACGCCGAGUACAAGAUCUCGAGGAACCAAAUCAAAGCAUUCUUGGUGGAACUUUUCAUCGGAGGCACUGACACGUCAGCACAAGCAACACAGUGGACGAUGGGAGAGCUCAUUAACCACCCCAACAUCUUCAAGAAACUGAGAGAAGAGAUCGACAGUGUCGUUGGCAAGACAAGGCUGGUUCAAGAAACAGAUCUCCCCAAACUUCCGUACCUGCAGGCAGUUGUCAAGGAAGGGCUGAGGCUUCAUCCACCGGCAAACCUCUCCAUAAGGAGAUGCGGAAAACCGUGCAAGGUCUCAGGCUACGACGUUCCGGAAAACACGAUGCUGGUCGUCAACUCUUACGCGAUCAUGAGAGACCCGAGCUCGUGGGGGCAAGAUUCGGACCAGUUUCGGCCCGAGAGAUUCUUGGAAUCUCCGAAAGGGAUAGAGGGCAGCAGAGAAGAAGGACUGAAGUAUCUCGCCUUCGGGAGCGGAAGAAGAGCUUGUCCCGGAUCCAACUUGGCUUACCUCUUUCUGGACACCGCCAUCGGAGCAAUGGUGCAGUGCUUCGAUUGGAAAAUGGACGCAGAAAAGGUCGACAUGGAAGAAGUGGAAGGCAUAACCUUGACAAUGGCUCAUCCCUUCAGCACAACUCCCGUGGUUCGACCGGAGCUCAUCCCUUUGCUCGCUUCUUCUUCUUCUUCAACCGAACAAUAUCGAAUGAAUGAUCAGUGAUUCUUUCAAUAUUCCAUAUAUGGUUGUAUUGGAAAGUGACUAUAUAUUGGUAAAUAUAGAUCCUACCCAUGAAA
This is a messenger RNA of Tarenaya hassleriana, 1666 nucleotides long. RefSeq names its product cytochrome P450 705A20-like. The record is from RefSeq and is a predicted model, not a curated record. Gene Ontology annotation, molecular function: oxidoreductase activity, acting on paired donors, with incorporation or reduction of molecular oxygen, NAD(P)H as one donor, and incorporation of one atom of oxygen; heme binding; iron ion binding. NCBI's taxonomy places the organism in Eukaryota, Viridiplantae, Streptophyta, Magnoliopsida, Brassicales, Cleomaceae. Bases 15 to 1592 code for a protein of 525 amino acids. The transcript is spliced from 2 exons. Gene Ontology annotation, cellular component: membrane.